Symbiodinium necroappetens is the source of this 1998-nucleotide messenger RNA. NCBI's taxonomy places the organism in Eukaryota, Dinophyceae, Suessiales, Symbiodiniaceae. The record is from the annotation of a GenBank genome assembly.
AUGUCUCAGCUAAGGUAUCCUCGGGCACGGGUGCAGUACAGCAAAGUCAAGGUUGGUACCAUUGGCUCGACUUUUGGCGAAGUGGACGACGAGGACGAGGAUGAGGACGACGAAUAUGGUGACGACAGGAGUGCUGCUCGUCUCGAGGAGCCAUCGAUGCCAUCUAUCGGCCAUUUCACGGAGAUUGCAACAUCUUUCAAACUGCCGUAUGCCUACGACGAGAUGCGACCACCUGCGCCGCCGGUCGUGAUUCGUCCUCGGAACAAGGGCCAGCUGGUGCCGCCACGCCAGCCACUCCAAGCGACAGGAGAGGCAGCGCCCUCGACAGAAGCCCAAGCUCCGAAGGAGGCGUCGACGGUGGCAUCUGAAGCACAGGCUCCCGAGGCCCUGGAGGCACCCAGCCUUGGCGCGCUGGGCAGCACGAGCUCGACCCUGGCGAGGCACUUGUGCAGCGAGGCCGCUUGGCGUCAGGCGGCCAACGCGAAGACCUUGCUGCAAGGCAUGCUGCUACAGCGGCUUGGAUGGGAGGUGAAGGAGGCGGUGCCUUCAGCGCCGCCGGCACGGGACAACCACGCGGCCUUUGCUACCUCUUUCGGAAUCCUGAUUUUCGGAGGGAAGCAGCUGGGCCAGCGGCGCUUCUUGAACGACCUCUGGGUUCUGGACACCGGGGGGCGUUUUGACGUCGCCACGGGCCGCUGGGCCGAGGCGGCCGCCCGAGGCGGCGCGCGCGGCGGCGAGGGCCCUGCGCCCAGGGCCUUCAAUGCGGAUGGCGGGGCGGGUCCGGGCGGUGUUCUCCGAGACCGUCUCGGCCGCGAGUGGCUGGUGGUCUUCGGCGGGCUCCGAGGCGAGGGUUUCCGGGACAACGAAACCUGGGCACUGGGUCCCUUGGUGGGCGGCCUGGAGGCAGCUGCCAGCUGGCAGUGGCGGGAGCUGCAAGGAGGUUCCGGGGCUCAAAGCCGAGAGAGGCCCACGCCGAGGUUCCAUCACACGCAGACCGUGCUGAGGCCGUCGACCUUGGCAGUGGUGGGCGGUCACAACUUCAUGGUCAGGCCGAUCUUGGGCUCUGCCCUUCUCAGUUUCGACGUCGAAGUCGAAGGACUGGAGGAUGUGCGCUGGCGGCACCUCGAUGAGGCUGAAGGGGCCCCCGAACCGCGGGCCUACCACGCAGCAGCAGAGUGGCGGCAGCAGCUGGUGCUCUUUGGCGGCGAGGUGCGUAGCCCCUUCAGUGGCUACGAGGUUGAGCGAGACACCUGGCUCCUGGACCUGUCUGGGUCCUGGAGACGCCUCGAUGCCGUGUUCCCCGUAGGCCGCAGCCGAGCAUCGGCCGCCGUUGUCUCGGAUCGUUUCCUUUGCAUCAGCGGUGGCUACGAGCUGGCAACAGGCCUCGCCGCACCCAUGGUCCAGCUGCAAAUUUGCGCGGACCUCUGGAUGCUGGAUUUGCAGAAUCCCGAUGGCGGCUGGAGCAAGGCUUGCGACACUCGGCGUUCCGGGCGCCUGGACGCGAUGUCAACGGUCCUGCAUGGUGGCAAGACGCUGCUGAUCUUCGGGGGCCACGAUGGCUCGCAGUUGAAUGAGUUUGGAGACCCGACGGGAGGCUAUGCGCCGCCUUCGGACACCCUCGGCGUCCGCUUCCGUGCAGACGGCACUGUAGUCACGGCCAGAUAUGCAGGCGAGAGCGCUGGGAACCAGGGUCCGGGUUUGUUGACGAUGGAGCAGAUAUUCGCUCACUUCUGCCGAGACGACAACGGCGAUCGACAGACAUGGAAGCUCUCCACUUUGCAGCUAUGCUGGCAGGCGGAGGAAGUGGAGCACUUGGAUGGCUUGCAGACCAUGGGGCGAGUGGAUACUGCUACUUCCAUGACAUGGGAGUGGAGAGCCGAUCACCUUGCGGCCUGCGGCGCGUUGCCAGCGGGCUUCGCUUGGGAGGCAGACGACUCGGAGGUCGGUGAGCCAGCCGCAAAGCGAUUGCGGACUGAGAGUGAGAGCGAAGGCCAGUAG